This is a messenger RNA of Eucalyptus grandis, 716 nucleotides long. RefSeq names its product protein RESPONSE TO LOW SULFUR 3-like. Gene Ontology annotation, biological process: cellular oxidant detoxification. NCBI's taxonomy places the organism in Eukaryota, Viridiplantae, Streptophyta, Magnoliopsida, Myrtales, Myrtaceae. The record is from RefSeq and is a predicted model, not a curated record. The coding region runs from base 90 to 464 and encodes 124 amino acids. The transcript has a single exon.
CGUAGCUUCCGCAUCCUACCAACCGAUCAACUCACCAUCCAUUUCCGUCCUUUCGGUCGUUCGAGAGAGAGAGAGUGCGUUAAUUUGCAAUGGCUCCGGCAAUGGCGGCGUCGGAUCCCCUGGCGAGGCAGGCCCUGGCGCGGGCGGCGAGCGCCGCGCUGUCGGCGGGCGGCGGCGGCGGCGGCGAGCAGGAGAAGCUGAGGCGGAGGAACGAGGAGCUGGAGAGGGAGCUGAGGGAGAGCCGGGCGCGGGAGGAGGCCGCGAGGGAGGAGCUGCGGAGGACCGCGGAGAGGCUGCGGGUGGCGGAGGAGGGGGAGGAGAGGCUCUGCUUCCAGCUCGGCGAGCUCGAGGCCGAGGCCGUCCUCCAGGCCCGCGCCUACCACGCCCGCAUCCUCAGCCUCGCGGACCAGCUCGCGCAGGCCCGGAAGAUCCUCCAGGUCGCCUCCGUUCUUCCCCAGGCGUGAACGCGGCCCGUCCUUUCCGUACAAAUUUUCCUAACGCAUCCUCGCCUUUCCGUAGGAGACGUGAUCGAAAAUGUAUACGUAGAAUCGGGCGGCGAGUCGUCGGGGCUUGUCGUCCAUCCUUGUCAAUUGUAAGCUAGAUUUUAGGGCUCCGCGGUUGAGAUGUAAUAGAAAGAUCUCGGACGUAGUGAGAUUAGUAGAUUUCUUCAAUGACGAAAAGUUUUGAUUUUGAGAGAGCAAAUCCAAUUCCCCGUU